UGCGGUCGAAUUAGCCCAAAAAUUGCUAGGUAAAAUUUUGGUGCGAAAAAUUAACGACCGCAUUAUUAAAGUUAAAAUUGUGGAAACUGAAGCCUAUAUUGGGAAGAUUGACCGAGCCUGUCAUGCACACGUGGAAAAUAGGUCAAGAUGGAAAUCAGCAGCCUUAAGUAAUCGUGGUGGAUGUGCCUAUGUUUAUCUCAUUUAUAGCAUGUAUCACUGUUUCAAUAUUGCCUCCUCGGUUAAAGGUGACCCCCAAGGAGUAUUAAUUCGUGCCGCCGAACCGCUCAACCACCAUACUGUUCCAGUUGUUUCUCGUCAUGACAAAAGAAAAAAAUACCGCUACACUACUAACGGGCCAGGAAAAUUAUGUCGGGUUUUAGACAUUGACAUUAGUCUUAACAAUACAGAUUUAACCACAAGCGAUUUAAUUUAUUUAGAAGAUGCUCCAGAAAUUAAGGCUGAGGAAAUUAUGGUUACUAAACGGGUUAAUAUUGAUUACGCAGGCGAAGAUAAAAACCGUUUGUGA
Molecule: messenger RNA, 526 nt
Organism: Racocetra persica
Lineage: Eukaryota; Fungi; Glomeromycota; Glomeromycetes; Diversisporales; Gigasporaceae
Source: the annotation of a GenBank genome assembly